This is a messenger RNA of Dioscorea cayenensis subsp. rotundata (Guinea yam), 1108 nucleotides long. RefSeq names its product E3 ubiquitin-protein ligase CSU1-like. NCBI's taxonomy places the organism in Eukaryota, Viridiplantae, Streptophyta, Magnoliopsida, Dioscoreales, Dioscoreaceae. The record is from RefSeq and is a predicted model, not a curated record. Gene Ontology annotation, molecular function: ubiquitin protein ligase activity. The coding region runs from base 128 to 1045 and encodes 305 amino acids. The transcript is spliced from 2 exons. Gene Ontology annotation, cellular component: nucleus.
UUCGGGUCCCAGCGUCUGAAUCCAGUACAUGCGUCUCUUAUUUUGAGACGACGGAACGAGGAAAUUAGGGUUAGGGUUUCGCAAUCGAGAUCCAGAUCUUUGAUUUCUAGGGUUCCGGUGUGGAAGGAUGCCGCAGAGGCACUCGAAGAAUAACAAUGAUCUCGCUUUCUUCACGUACGAUGAAAAGCGGAAGCUCGGGUAUGGCACGCAGAAGGAGCGCCUCGGCAAGGACUCCAUCAAGCCCUUCGAUGCUUGUUGCCUCUGCCUCAAGCCCUUCAUUGAUCCCCUUUGCUGCCCUAAAGGUCACGUCUUCUGCAAGGAGUGCAUCCUCGAGUGCCUUCUCGCUCAAAAGAAGGACAUCAAGAGGAAACUAGCUGCACAUGCUGCCCAACAGAAACAAGAGAAAGAGGAGGAGGAGGAGAAAUUGAUGCUGAAGAAAGCCCGUGAACUUGAGGCUUUUGAUCAGCAGAAUCAUGGGGCUGUCCCACAAUACAAUGGCAAGAGCCACAUUAGUGAUAAGAAUGGUUUCCAUGGAGCAAACAGUGUGAGGGUAACGUCCUAUGAAGAGGAAGCUCUCCGCAACAUGAAAGCCUUCUGGCUACCCUCUGCUACACCUGAAGCUCCUGUGAAAAUCGAUGCUCCAUCUACCAGCACAAUAUGCCCAGAAGGCAAAGAGAAGCUCACAUUGAAAAGCCUCUUCCCAAUCUACUUAACAGAUGAAAGCAAUGGACAAACGAAAAAAUCCAAGUCUCUGGAGAACAAUUUUAUCUGCCCCAGUUGCAAAGUUACUAUCACAAACACGACAACCCUCGUGGCGAUUAGCACAUGUGGUCAUGUUUUCUGCAAGAAGUGCUCGGAUAGGUUUCUAGCUGUGGAUAAGGUAUGCUUGGUGUGCAACAAGGAGUGCAAAGAGAGGCACCUUGUCACUUUGGAGAAAGGAGGGACUGGGUUUGCUGGUCAUGGGGAUCACUUACAGGCAUCUGACUUUAAACAUCUGGGAAGUGGUUCAGGACUUGGACUGGUGAGGCCAGCGACAAAGACUUGAAUUUUAAAUGCAUGAGCAAGAAUUAUAGGAAGGAUGUCUGAGUUGAUUGUUUACUCCAUACGG